AUGGACACUUCCUCGGUGAAUGAUCGACCACACAACGCCUGUCGUGUGUGUGGUGGUCUUUUGGAUGCCGAAGAAGCAGUAACUGAUGUGGGGGAUUUCUUCGAGUCAGAGGAUGUGUGCAAGAACCUGGCUUGUCAACGAGUGGCCUCGCGUCAGCGCUACGAAGCAAAAUUAAGUGCUUUAUUCGAGAAAUACGGCCAAGACACGUCGGAAUAUGCAGACGAGAUUGACUUGGCUACGGGGGCCAUUGUGGUGGAUCACGGACAUUUGCGGGGGCUGCACCCCCAUACUCCCACCGACGAACUCGUGGAAUCUGUGGAGGAGCCAGUGGAGGCUGCACAAAGUGGGAGUCGAUGCCCCACCGAAGAGGUGGAGCAGGUUAGCAUGGGGGGUUCAUUGACAUAUCCCACAGAUCCCCCACAAGACGACCCCAUCGUGGACAAUCCCACCAGCUCCCCACCAGUCUCCCCCGCAGCAGGAACCCCCACAAGAACUUCACCCAUUUCCACCACAAAGACCCCCUCCCCACUUUCUCCACUUUCCCCAGUCUCAGACCCCCCAUAUCCCAUUUUGGAGUCCCCCGCACAACCCACACAAACGGCUUCGAUUUUUCCCUCCACUCCAACCCCCGCCGCGCCUCCACCUCAUACCCCAAGCUCACGCACACGUUCCUCCUUACGGUCUCCACCCCCACAUCUUCUUCUCCCACUCACAUUUCCUCCACUUGCCGCAAACCCUUUUGCUUUAGGUGUCUACGUGAAAAGAAAAAGUCAAAACAAAGUUCCCCCACUGGACUCAACGUGCCCCACUACCCUCCACAUUCACCUUUACCAAGAACAUCUACCACUCCCAGACAUGGACGCUAGUAUUUCGGCCUCGAGCAAAUUUUUGAACCGCUACUAUGCGGCUCAAGACAGUGGACGCGAAAAGUUGCUGGAAUUCUACUUUCCAGAGAGUCGUAUCACCUGGAACGGUCAGCCUGUCAGUCGCGAAGACUUGACAAAGCUGCUGCAGCCCGUUCCUGCCUCCAGCACGCGCAUUGACGACUUUGACUGUCAGUUUGUCGGUACUGACGAUUCGACCAUUGCUGUCACCGUGUCGGGUUCGGUGAAGUAUGCCGGACAAAACGCACGUGGGUUUUCCGACAACUUUCUUUUGCAGCGCAAUGGCGACGCGUACUGCGUCGUUAGCCAGAACUUUCGAAUUGUGACCGAUUAG
This is a messenger RNA of Schizosaccharomyces japonicus yFS275, 1218 nucleotides long. Its product is annotated as mRNA export receptor Nxt1. The record is from RefSeq and is a predicted model, not a curated record. The transcript has 3 exons. Gene Ontology annotation, molecular function: histone binding; protein heterodimerization activity. Gene Ontology annotation, cellular component: nucleus. Gene Ontology annotation, biological process: nucleocytoplasmic transport. NCBI's taxonomy places the organism in Eukaryota, Fungi, Ascomycota, Schizosaccharomycetes, Schizosaccharomycetales, Schizosaccharomycetaceae. Bases 1 to 1218 code for a protein of 405 amino acids.